GCGGUGACCCGACCCCACGUGACACCCUCGGAACUACAACUCCCGUCAUGCCCCGGCGCUCCCUACUUCCUCUUCCGGUUCCUCCUUAGUCACACCGCGCUCGGGAAGGUCGGGCAGGGCGGACGAGUUGCCACCGAGACCUGUCUGUAUCAUGUUGUCCGCCGGCGUUCGCCGCUUCGCCACCUCCGCCAUCCGCCGCAGCCACUAUGAGGAGGGACCUGGGAAGAACCUACCUUUCUCUGUGGAGAACAAGUGGCAGCUGCUGGCGCUCAUGUGUGGGUUCUUUGGAAGUGGAUUUGCUGCCCCUUUCCUCAUAGUCAGACACCAGCUCCUGAAGAAAUGAAGGGCACAGACUGUAACUACACUAACUGGAGUUGGAAGUCUUCUACCCAUCACCUUUCAGUGGGAGAAUGAUAGCUGCAGUACAAGCUGGAUGGGUCUAAAUAAAAUCUUAAAUCUGAAA
Molecule: messenger RNA, 463 nt
Organism: Corapipo altera (White-ruffed manakin)
Lineage: Eukaryota; Metazoa; Chordata; Aves; Passeriformes; Pipridae
Product: cytochrome c oxidase subunit 7C, mitochondrial
Exons: 3
Coding region: 152-343 (63 amino acids)
Biological process (GO): mitochondrial electron transport, cytochrome c to oxygen
Source: RefSeq, a predicted model, not a curated record